AUGGCAUCAACCGCCACCCCACAAGAGUUGCAAAACCAUGCAGUCGACCUCCACAAGCACGUCCACACAGGCUUCUCAGGCCACAUGGCAGAAACCUACAACCACCGCACAGGCGGCUGCAACAUCCGCCUCGGCAAAGCCAUGAUCGCGAAAGCUCUCCCUCACUUAUUACCCCCGUCCACCUCGUCUACAGAGGGUCCCGCGCGUAACCUCCGUAUCCUCGACAACGCAUGCGUUUCACUUCCUUGGCGCUGUUCGCCUUUCCUGAUCCCGUGA
Messenger RNA from Bacidia gigantensis, 276 nucleotides. RefSeq lists its product as uncharacterized. Bases 1 to 276 code for a protein of 91 amino acids. The transcript has 2 exons. The record is from RefSeq and is a predicted model, not a curated record. NCBI's taxonomy places the organism in Eukaryota, Fungi, Ascomycota, Lecanoromycetes, Lecanorales, Ramalinaceae.